GGAAAUCAUAAUAUAGAAACAAUCGUGUAAGAAAUGGUGCGUAUAAACGACCCAAGAGAUACUAUAAUAAACAAGGAUGUGCAACUGGCGACUGAGUUAAUAAAUUACGUCAUCCUAGGAGGGAUCCUGUCUGUGUUUGGGAUCGCAUCCAAUAUCAUCAACAUGGUGGUGUUCUACAAGCUGGGACUCAAAUCUACAACCAAUUUCAGUAUGUUCGCCCUGUCAUUAGCCGACCUCUUGACUCUGAUCACGUUGUUUGAAUACUCUAUUUGGUUGAACCCGUGGGUGGAGUUCUCGGAUUUACCAGUCAACACCAGGGAGGUCCAGUACCUCAUUACGGGCUGGCCUAACGUCUGCUUCACCAGGAUUGCGUGUCUCAUCAUGGCCUUCAUCACUGCGGAGAGAUACAUCAACAUAGCGUAUCCUCACAAAGCGAAGCAGAUCAUCACGCCAAGGAAGACCAAAAUCGUCAUUAGCUUCAUCUUUUUCGUCUCUAUAAUCAUGAUAUUGCCCAGCUACUCCACCUCUUACUACGGCUGGAAAUUCUAUCCCCGUAGCAACGUCACGAAAAUCGGGAUUUACCUCAUGAGCAAUGGCAAUGUUGACACUUACUCGUUCCUUAUCAACGCCGUGUUAGGUCUGAUAGCGUUAGUGCUGGUGAUCUACUUCACGUCUUUAAUUAUCUGGCACCUUCAUCAGAGGGAGCGCAAGCGGAGUCGGAUCGUAAGUGACACGUCAUACAUUAGGUCACGUCGAGAGAGAAAAGCGAUAAAACUAGCUAUAAUCAUAGCUAUAAUUCUUAUUGUCUGUACCACCCCCAGUAUCGUGUUUUCGUUUGUUUGUGUUCUCGUUGAAGGAAUGUCAAUCACCGGGUAUUACCAGAAUUUAUUUUUCUUUAUUUGGUCGUUUAAUUUCGUCCUGGGUGGGUUCAACUGUGGCGUGAACAUUUUCCUCUACUACAUGAUGAACGCGAGGUACAAGGAAACAUUUCUCGAGAUGUUGUUCUGCAAGCCGCACAAGAAGGAAAAACUAACAGACUCUGUCAGCACCUACAGUUGA
Molecule: messenger RNA, 1059 nt
Organism: Physella acuta
Lineage: Eukaryota; Metazoa; Mollusca; Gastropoda; Physidae
Product: neuropeptides capa receptor-like
Biological process (GO): G protein-coupled receptor signaling pathway
Cellular component (GO): membrane
Molecular function (GO): G protein-coupled receptor activity
Source: RefSeq, a predicted model, not a curated record